AUGAUACGCAGCGGUUUGGCAUCGUAUCGGGCGUGUAGGCGGCGAUUGCGCGACGCGCUCAGUGCCCGCGACUACUACGGAGCCAUUCAGAUGAUGAUUGCCAUUGCCUAUGUGCUGGGCAUUACGCCGUAUUUGGUGUCGCACAACUCCAGCGGACAGUCAGCGAUGCAGCAGUCCUGGUACGGAUUUGUCAAUGCCCUCUCCCGAUGGCUGCUGCUGGCCUACUGCUACACGCACAUCAACCUCCACAACGAGAGCCUCAUUGGCUACUUCAUGCGCAAUCGCAUCUCACAGUUCAGCACACGGAUCCAUAACUUUGGGGGCAUUAUGUCGGCUGUCUUCACCUUCAUUAUGCCCCUGCUGCUGCGCCGACACCUGCAGCGUUUCAGCGAACAUGUGAUGGAGGUGGAUCGACGGCUGGACAGCCUGCGCCACCCCGUAAAUUUCAAUGCGGUGUUUGGGUUGGCGACGUUGGUCUUGGGCCUGGUUGCCCUGCUGGACACCAUCAUCACUGUCACCUGUCUGGUGUGCCUGGCCCAGAUGGAGGUGCGCGCCUCCUGGCAGCUGACUUUCAUCCUAGUCUACGAGCUCAUGGCCAUAUCCAUCACAAUAGUUAUGUUUUGUUUAAUAACGCGCACGGUUCAACGUCGCUUGAAUUAUCUGCAUAGGGUGAGUACUCCAUUAAGGAGAUAUAUUUAA
Messenger RNA from Drosophila guanche, 699 nucleotides. RefSeq lists its product as uncharacterized. Gene Ontology annotation, biological process: sensory perception of taste. The coding region runs from base 1 to 699 and encodes 232 amino acids. The transcript has a single exon. Lineage: Eukaryota; Metazoa; Arthropoda; Insecta; Diptera; Drosophilidae. Gene Ontology annotation, cellular component: membrane. The record is from RefSeq and is a predicted model, not a curated record.